AUGCGUACGCUUGGGACGCCCAACAUACCCAAAACCGUCAAAAUCGCCAUCGUCAGCUUCAAAGACUCCUCCUCCUCCUCCCCCCCUCAGGCCUGGCUCGACAACCUCAAGACCUUCGCCUCAACCCCCGGCCUCAUCGCCCUCCACUUCGGCCAGAAGAUCGAGCACCCUGAAAAGUACAACUGGGUCGCCCGCUGGACCGGCCAGUCCGCCAUCGACGACUUCCACAACAGCCCCGGCUUCAAGGCCUGGGCCGACGUCUACGCCGCGCCGUUCACCACCAGCGUCAUCAAGACCACGCAGGAAACCACGUGCGACCCGAGCAUCCCCCUGCACUCCCCCUGCACGGAGUUCUUCAUCAACUAUGGCGUCGGCGACGAGUUCCACAAGGAGCGCCUAGAUCCGUUCGUCCAGACGCUCGUGGACGCGAAGCUGCCGGGUAUGAUUGGUGGCGCCACCGGCGAGUACAAGACCGUCACCAACGUCAACGAGCAAGUGCCGGAGCAGAAGGAGGUGAUUCUGCUGCUGGGCUGGGUUAACAGGAAGGCUCAUACUGCCCUGCAAGGAGAAGGCGGCACCAUUGUCACCAAUAUUCCUCGUAUUCUCCCCUACAGCAAGGGUCGUAGCAUGUAUCAUAUCAACUUCAAGAAGCUGUAAAAGCUAUAUACCCCCAAACGAACGCAUCAUAGAAGGUGCCUGUACAUGAUAAUGCUUCAGCAUCAAGAUGGUGCCUGAUUAUGCACUGCAUGCCGGCUUUAUGUUGCAUCAAAUAGACAUUUUAUAGCGCCCCAGAGAUGAAUUAAGAGCGAAAAAAGAAGAAGAGGAGUUUCAUAAUGAACAAAAAAAAGAAACCAUCGCAUAUUAUAGAGCAUCUGUCCAUUUUUGUUUUGCAGUCCCUUGGCAUCAUAUCAAACGAUGAUCCACCUCAUUGUAAAAGCCAGCUUCAUAGAUACCCCAUUCUGAUAAUCAAUGAAUCAAAGUCAAAUCGAAUCAAAUCAACCAUCGUGCCGCCAAAUAUACCGUAGAGCUCCGUUUCUAAUCAUCAUUGCUCUGUGCCCUCUUUCGUCCACCCUUAAAUUCAGUCCCAGUCACAGCAAGUAUCCCAUCUCUAGACUGCCAAAAAAAAAAAAAAA
Trichoderma asperellum CBS 433.97 is the source of this 1133-nucleotide messenger RNA. RefSeq lists its product as uncharacterized. The record is from RefSeq and is a predicted model, not a curated record. NCBI's taxonomy places the organism in Eukaryota, Fungi, Ascomycota, Sordariomycetes, Hypocreales, Hypocreaceae.